Molecule: messenger RNA, 402 nt
Organism: Saxophila tyrrhenica
Lineage: Eukaryota; Fungi; Ascomycota; Dothideomycetes; Mycosphaerellales; Extremaceae
Exons: 2
Coding region: 1-402 (133 amino acids)
Source: RefSeq, a predicted model, not a curated record
AUGCCUCCCCCGCCCCAGCAGCUAUGGAACGCCCUCAUCCGCACCCACCACAUCACCUCCCGUAAGAAAAUCGCCAAGCUCAAGCAAGCCGCCACCUCGUACGCAGUCGCCGUCUUACUGCACAGCGGGAGUCCACCUGGGAUCAUGUACGUUGAAGGCUCGAAGACUGGGGUGGAGGAGUGGGUUGGUAAUGUGAAUAGGUUGAGGUAUAAGGAUUACCAAUUGGCGGCGAGACCGGCGGUGGUGGAACGGGAGGGUGGGGUUGGGGAUGUGGAUGCGGUGGGUUCGGGGGUGGAGGAGACGGAGUCUGUGAAGGAGUUUGGGGCGCGGAUGCAGCGGAGGGGUGUGUUUGGGUGGUGGCGCAGGGCUAUGGGGUAUGCCGGUGACGAUCAACGAUUGUGA